CGUACCUCACCAGGGCCGGGAAGAAAGGAGGAAUCGACGUGAUCUGAUGACGCUCGCCCCUCGGCGGCGAACAUUGAUGGUGUCAUCGAGGGCCCGCCCACCCGCCGGCGACCCAUUUCCGAGCUGCACCAGAGCAUGAGGAUCUUAUGGAGGCCAUUUGGAUUCUCAAGAAGACUUCUCAAAGUGGAAAGCUGUAGAAUAACUGAAUCAGAAUCAUUGAUUCCACUAGCUUGGGCAUCACUGAUACAGAAGCUUAGCAGAACACCUGGUAUUUUCUUGUUGGAUCAAAGAAAAAGAUUCUCAACCAUGCCUGAAAUAGAAACAAAUCAGAGAGACUCUGAAUUGUUUUCACCACCCUCUGAUGUUCGAGGAAUGACAGAACUUGAUAGAACAGCUUUUAAAAAGACAGUCACCAUCCCGGUGCUUAAAGUGAGGAAAGAAAUAGUCAAUAAAUUGAUGCGAUCCCUUAAAAGGGCAGCACUGCAGCGCCCAGGCAUAAAACGUGUGAUUGAAGAUCCAGAAGAUGAAGAAAGUAGACUAAUUAUGUUGGAUCCUUAUAAAAUGUUUACUGAUGAUUCCUUUGAGAAAGGAGAACUCAGUAUUUUAAAGCAGCUGAAUGUCAAUCCACAGAUAUCUAAAUAUAACUUGGAACUAACUUAUGAAAACUUUAAGUCAGAAGAAAUCUUGAAAGCUGUGCUUCCUGAAGGUCAAGAUGUGACUUCAGGGUUUAGCAGAGUUGGACAUAUUGCCCACCUGAACCUUCGAGAUCAUCAACUACCUUACAAGCAUUUAAUUGGCCAAGUUAUGAUUGACAAAAAUCCAGGAAUCACCUCAGCGGUAAAUAAAAUUAAUAACAUUGAUAAUACCUACCGAAAUUUCCAAAUGGAAGUGCUAUCUGGAGAGGAGAAUAUGAUGACCAAGGUUCGAGAAAACAACUACACUUAUGAAUUUGAUUUUUCAAAAGUCUAUUGGAAUCCUCGUCUCUCCACAGAACACAGCCGUAUCACAGAACUUCUCAAACCUGGGGAUGUCCUAUUUGAUGUUUUUGCUGGGGUUGGGCCCUUUGCCAUUCCAGUAGCAAAGAAAAACUGCACUGUAUUUGCUAAUGAUCUCAAUCCUGAAUCCCAUAAAUGGUUACUACACAAUUGUAAAUUAAAUAAAGUGGACCAGAAGGUGAAAGUCUUUAACUUGGAUGGGAAAGACUUCCUCCAAGGACCAGUCAGAGAAGAAUUAAUGCAGCAGCUGGGACCACUGUCAAAAGAAAGAAAACACUCUGUGCACAUUGUCAUGAACUUGCCAGCAAAGGCUAUUGAGUUUCUCAGUGCUUUCAAAUCACUCUUAGAGGGACAGCCAUGCGGCAGUGAGCUUUUUCCCAUCGUGCACUGUUACAGCUUUUCCAAAGAUGCUAAUCCUGCUAAGGAUGUUCAGCAACGAGCUGGAACUGUGUUAGGCAUCUCCUUGGAGGCAUGCAGUUCAGUUCACCUAGUAAGAAAUGUGGCCCCUAACAAGGAAAUGUUAUGCAUCACUUUUCGGAUUCCUGCUGCUAUACUUUACAAGAACCAGACCCUAAAUGGAGACAAUCAUGAAGAUCCACCUAUUAAACGCCAGAGGACAGAUAAAGACUUUUAGGAGGAAAAAACACAAAUUGCUUCAAUCACUUAAUUGGAAAUAUUUUCUCCAGCUCCCCACUAGACCUUUAUGUAGUGAAAUAUCAUUUGUAUGAUUUCUAAUAUUUUAGCAUUCAGUUACUUUAGUAUUGAACCCUUAUAUUUUGCCCUAGCUGUCUUAUAAAUUGGGGAUUAU
Messenger RNA from Balaenoptera ricei (Rice's whale), 1803 nucleotides. It is a transcript of the gene TRMT5, whose product is annotated as tRNA methyltransferase 5. Gene Ontology annotation, biological process: tRNA N1-guanine methylation; mitochondrial tRNA methylation. The record is from RefSeq and is a predicted model, not a curated record. The transcript has 5 exons. Bases 136 to 1629 code for a protein of 497 amino acids. NCBI's taxonomy places the organism in Eukaryota, Metazoa, Chordata, Mammalia, Artiodactyla, Balaenopteridae. Gene Ontology annotation, cellular component: cytoplasm; mitochondrial matrix.